This is a messenger RNA of Pleuronectes platessa (European plaice), 951 nucleotides long. Its product is annotated as hatching enzyme 1.2. Gene Ontology annotation, biological process: proteolysis. Gene Ontology annotation, molecular function: metalloendopeptidase activity; zinc ion binding. The record is from RefSeq and is a predicted model, not a curated record. The transcript is spliced from 10 exons. NCBI's taxonomy places the organism in Eukaryota, Metazoa, Chordata, Actinopteri, Pleuronectiformes, Pleuronectidae. The annotation marks the transcript as partial.
AUGGAGCACAGCUGCUCAAACAUGUUGAGUCUUCUUAUCGCUGCACUUUUAUUUGCAGAAAACCUUAAAGAUGUCAACUCCAGUCCUGUUCGUGAAGCUAGCAAAGUACCUCAAGAGGACUGGCUCAUCACAGCAUUGGAUUAUAUGGAGUCUUACCCAGAGACAUUACAAGAGCUGCUGUCCAAGAGCUCUGCAGUGUUGGAGGGCGACAUAAUGUUGUUGUCUGAGAGGAAUGCUGUGGAAAAUACGUGGCCAACACAGAAGAUACCAUACCUUAUCAGCCCGGAGUUAGCCAGUCGGACAGAGGACAUCCUCUCUGCUAUCAACAUGAUUACUGAGCGCACAUGUCUGACCUUUCACAUAAGAACCACUGAGACUAACCACCUGCUCUUCAAGAUCGGCAAAGGAUGUGCUUCAUAUGUGGGCAUCAUUGGCGGUGAGCAGCCUGUGUUUGUCGCUCCUCAGUGUAUCAUUGGUAACAUCGUCCACGAGAUUCUUCACGCGUUGGGUUUCCACCAUGAACACACGAGGACAGACCGUGAACAGUACAUCACCAUUUUGCCUCAUAAUAUCAUGGAAGGUAUGCAGAGGAACUUCAAUAUGCAACAAGGAAACACUUUUAAUCUUCCUUAUGACAUCACUUCCAUCCUGCACUACGGAGGAGGUUUUUUUUCAGCAAAUGGUCUGGCUACCAUCGUUCCAGUAAAAUAUAUGAAGAAUAUGGGACAGAGAGUUCAAAUGACAAAGCUGGACAUCCAGAAAGUUCGUCACCUCUACAAAUGUGAUGCAACAGUAACACAGGAAAGUGGUGAAGUAGACAAAGCAGGCAGUGGGUCAAAUGCUGAGGAGGAGAUUCCCAACUCCAAUAAUACCAGCCAGACCACAGCGCCCCUGCAGCCACUGGACACUACCACUGGAGGGUGCAAUGUUAGUCAGACAAGUUUAAAAUGA